UUUUCAUCACACUAUUAUAAUUUAAACAUUGUAGAUAACGAUGCUUGAGAUUGUAGUUUAUAGCGAUUGCGUGGAGGGACGUUUGGCUCGUUUGCUUUGGGGUUAUGGAAAGUUUAAUAACGCCACAUUGUCUCUAUCAUCAACGAGAACGGAAACUUUGGUUAAAGAGAAUGGAGAACAAUCAUUAAAACAAUGGCCUGACAUUAUUGAGAUCGCCGUGAAAGGAGCUUCGACGGAAGAUGUGCUUGUGCCUCCUACACCGGAUCAGAAGAAUAAAAUGUAUUCAUGGAUUGAUUUUGCAUUUCAACGAAAUUUUAUGAUCAACCAAAAGGAUAGCUUAAAGAUAUUGAAUGUAUAUCUUGAACCGAAUACAUUUUUAGUUGGGAAUAAUGUCACCCUUGCUGACCUUGUUGCAUAUGUUUCUAUUCACAGUUGGAUGCUGAUGUCGGAGCCUCAUGACCGCAUAGAAUUUUCUAAUAUCGUCAGGUGGUUCGAUCACAUACAGCAUCUUCCGGGCAUAGUAAACACAUUUAAAGACCUACCAUUAGUAGUGGUGGAUAAAGACAUGGAUUUAGUUACGGCUGUGAUGGACAACGUUACUGUUACUGCCCCUUCGGCCAAAAACCCUACAAAGGGCGCAAUAGAUGCUAAAUCUAAAAAAGAGAAGUCUCCAAAACCCGUUGUUGAUGAGAGGCCGAUUGCUGAUGUUAGCCGUUUAAAUAUUAGGGUUGGCCAAGUAAUGUCUGUGGAUCGCCACCCAGAAGCCGAUCGCCUUUACUGUCUUAAGAUAGAUCUAGGAGAGCCUGAAUUGCGAGAUAUAUGUUCGGGAUUGGUCGGCUACUUGCAACCAGAUGAAAUUAUGUCAAAGUAUGUAUGUGUUCUGUCCAACAUGAAGCCUAAAAAUUUACGUGGGCGAGUGUCUAACGGCAUGGUUUUGUGUGUCUCUAAUGCUGAUCACACCCAAAUAGAGCUAUUACACCCGGCGAAUGGAACUCCUAUUGGCGAACGUGUCACGAUUGAAGGAUUUGACGGAGAACCUGAUGCUGUACUCAGUACCAAGACAGGCAAAGAUCCGUUCGUGGCGGUUCAGCCGGAUUUCAACUGCAGGGAUACUAUCGCCUAUUACAAGGAUCACCGAUUUAUGACCACUUUAGGGCCGUGUCAUUGCAAUUCAUUUACAUCAGGAACAAUAUCAUGACAACUAUUAUUUAACAAUGUUGCAAUAUUUUUCACCA
This is a messenger RNA of Babesia bovis T2Bo, 1235 nucleotides long. Its product is annotated as tRNA binding domain containing protein. The transcript has 9 exons. Lineage: Eukaryota; Apicomplexa; Aconoidasida; Piroplasmida; Babesiidae. The record is from RefSeq and is a predicted model, not a curated record. Gene Ontology annotation, molecular function: tRNA binding. Bases 41 to 1198 code for a protein of 385 amino acids.